Molecule: messenger RNA, 2197 nt
Organism: Haliotis rufescens (red abalone)
Lineage: Eukaryota; Metazoa; Mollusca; Gastropoda; Lepetellida; Haliotidae
Exons: 3
Coding region: 414-911 (165 amino acids)
Source: RefSeq, a predicted model, not a curated record
CACGUGAGUGAAUGAGGUGCGACGCUACGUGUAUGUUUAAAUAGCCUUUGUGGGAUUUCCCAUCACAACAACUUGUACAAAUUAAGGCUUUGUAAGCGGAAAUAUUUCAACAGAUUACAUAUAUAUAUAGAUGUGAAGAUACAUAUCUGCAGAUUAUACGAUUCACGCUCAACAGGUCGUGGUUUAUGUAGCUAUUAUGUCGCGCUGUGUGAACAGCUUUUAGAAUUCGAUUCUCGACGAUCAGUGAUAUAUUGUCUCGGACAUAUUCGCGUUCUCCUCACACCGUGGUUUGUAUAGCAGAGUGUUUGGCAACACCAGUGAAACUAGACUUGCGCUGUAUCUGAAGACAUCCACGAACUCCGGCGUGAAUAUUGCCCAGGUUUGUACAGGACAAUACUUCGUAAUAAAUCGGCAUGGGCGCUUUACAGGAAUUCCGAAUUAAAAGGCAGAUGGCGUAUUCAGUGGCAAUGUUGAUUGCUUUGUCUACAUGUGUCAGGUGUCGGCCACUUACCUCCCAACCUAACGGCUCCUUAGUGAACGGGACUCUGGCUAUAGUUAAUGGUGGCAACAGUAACAUUGGCGGCGGUGAAAAGGACGCGCACGGCAAAUGGAACGUUGAGGGCGACAAUGAAUCAAUGCGGUCGUCCAAGGACAAACCAUAUAAGGUGAACGGCUCCUUGUCUAACGGUUCCUUGCCAAAUGGCUCCGUGGGGAAUCGUGGCGACAGUAACGGUGAUGACGGUGAAAACGACACGCACGGCAAAACCCACGUUGAGGGCGACAAUGAAACAUUUGGAUCGUCCAAAGGCAAACAAGACAAGGGUACAUCUGGGACCUCUGCUCUCGUGUUCUCGUCCGACAUCUUGGCCUGCUUGCUUGCAACUCUCUUAGUUCCCUCGUGCAUCACGUGAAGCUAGAGUGCACUCCUCAAGUCAUCGUGACCGAAGUCCCCGAUAGCGGGGCGCCCACGGCGCGGUAUUGUGCAACUCAGUACCGUAGCCAGGGCAGAUCCAGCAUGGGGUGGGGGGAGAUUGUCUACAACACACUACAUUUGGUUUUCAAAGGGGGGGGGGGGGGGGGGGUGUUGACCCUCUGGACCCCCUCUGGAUCCGCCUAUGACAGAAGGCAGGCCCCGUGUUAUUUAGGGUAUUUAUUAUUCAAAGUACUAUAUUAAGUAAGAACACAGUGUGUUAUUAAACAAACUAUUAUUUUGGAAGUCAGUUCACGUUUUAGCGGAACUCUUUACAAGGUCAGACAGGUACUUGUAUCGGUGACGAAUAUCGACAGAUAACGUCUGUCAACUUAAAAGGGGGCCUAGUGGGUCAAGUGUUCGCUCGACAUGCCGAACAUGUGGAAUGUAUAAAGUCGUGAAAAGCGUCGGAAAACCCAACUCACUCACUCACUCGUGUCAACUAAUGUUUGAGUUAAUGGGUCCUGGGUUCGAUACAAAAAGAAAGGGAUGUGCGUGUUGAUGUGGUGCAGUUAUAUCCUGCUUCUUUUAGGUAUUUUGAGAACACGGACUGCGCGCACAUGAAGUCUUAUUGUUUCAAUCGCGAGGCCGACUUCGAGACAAAGAGAGGAUUUGGACAUGUUCUAUUGUGCGUUGAUGCUUACUUCGACACCAAAAGGGCAACGAAGGAUGUUGAUAAGGUGAUGUUUCCACUUCGAGAAAAAGAGGGAACGAAGGGAAUAAGUCAGUUGUGACUGUUGGCUUACACUUCGAGACAAAAGUUGAGUGUGAGUGUGUUUACAACCAAGAUUGUAAGUGCAGCUCUUCGUGGAAAUGCGUGGAAAUGCGUGGAAAUACAUUGUUUUUGUCCUGGACUGUAGCUAUAGUUGGUAUGCUUCAAAACCAGCUAAAGGUGUAAUUCGUUGAUUCCUGAUUUUCAAAAAUAAAUGUAUUUGUGUUUUAUACAAAAUUGCCGAGCAAAAGAAAGUAUAUGCUUGAAAACUGGAUUUGAACCCAAAAUUACAAACAGUUGUGAAAGAAGGGAAACUUAAGGUCCUAAACACAACUAUGAUGCCCGUAUCAAACGCAUCACCAUCGAAUAACCAGUCUCAGUUUUAGCCUCCAUCAAACAUGGGUGUAUACUUUCUUUUCUGCCGUAAGUUUAUACGCCUCUUGCGUUUGUUUCCUUGUUUCCGUGUGAUAAAUUGUACCCAACUUACACAACUGAAUAAAACAAGUUCCAGCAUU